AUGUCGCCCUCACAUGCACAACAUCGCCGAGUGCAACAGCACUCGAGUGCCUUUCCUACUCGACAAUUGUUUGUGUUAGCCUUGUGCCGUAUCUGCGAGCCGAUCGCCUUUAUGUCAAUUUUUCCUUAUGUCUAUUACAUGAUCUCUUCUUUUCACAUCACCAACGAUGAAAAGCAAAUUUCUCUAUACGCUGGUAUGGUCACGUCCGCCUUCGCCUUUGCCGAAUUCUCGACUGGUGUCUUGUGGGGAAGAUUGAGCGACAAGGUUGGACGCAAGCCCAUUCUUCUCAUGGGACUGGCCGGAACUGGUAUCAGCAUGAUUGCCUUUGGAUUCUCGCCCAACCUCACAACAGCUCUCAUUGCUCGUGCUUUGGGUGGUCUUCUCAAUGGAAACAUUGGUGUAUUACAGACAACAGUCGCCGAAGUUGUAACUGUUGAAGCCCAUCAAGCACGUGCAUACUCGAUUAUGCCUUUUGUUUGGUGCCUCGGAUCAAUCGUCGGUUCCGGUCUUGGAGGCACACUCGCGGAUCCUGUUCGUAACUACCCUGGCUACUUUGAGCAUGGCUCGCUAUUCGACAAAUUCCCUUACCUGCUUCCGAACUUGGUCUGUGCUGGAGUAGUAAUAUUCGGAAUGGUUGUCGGUAUACUCUUCCUCGAGGAAACUCACGAGGAUCUCAAGGACCGCAGAGACUAUGGUCUUGACAUUGGUGACUGGCUUUUGGACUUCUUCCGGCCUAAUCAGAUUGACGAGAAGGCUGGCGAGACCUUGGCUUUGUUCGAGGAUGUCCCUCCUGGUUACUCUUCAAGCGAAUCAUCUCCGGCUUUGAACCCUAUCCUUGUUGGAGAGCUCCCCAAUGAAGCUCAGUCCGCAUCACCUCAGUUAGCUGGGUCGAGUCGACGUGAUGCGGCUGUCUCGAAUGCCUUUACUUGGCAGGUUUGCCUCAACAUCGUCGGAUAUGGUAUCCUUGCUUACCACACUAUCUCCGCCGAACAGCUUCUUCCCGUACUCUUCAGUCUGCCCGAGUCUCACGAGGCUCCCAACCUUCCUUUCCAGUUCUCCGGUGGCUUCGCACUGCCGACAAAAGUUAUUGGCUUCAUUCUCUCAGCCCAAGGCUUUAUCCAAAUGUUCGCUACACUAUUCGUAUUUCCCUUCGUCAAUCGCAAGAUUGGAAGUCUGGCUACAUUCCGACUCGUCAUUCUGUCCUAUCCGAUCCUUUACCUGAUGGUUCCCUACCUCACACUUGUUCCGACAGCUCUGCGCAUGCCUUGCAUAUACUUCGUGCUAGUCUGGAAGGUUACAGCACAAGCGCUCUCUUAUCCAUCUCUGGCGAUCAUGCUGGCCAACGCUGCUCCAUCCAAGAAGGUUCUCGGCACAUUGAAUGGCGUAGCAGCUUCCUCGGCAAGUUUGUGCAGAGCAUUCGGUCCCACAUUAUCAGGAUUGGUGCAAUCACUAGGGCUGUCUGUGGGAGUCCUCGGUCUUCCUUGGUGGGCGAACAGCUUCGUUGCACUUAUUGGUGCCGUUCUGAGCUUGCGCAUGGUCGAAGAGAAGCGCCGCUACUCAAAAGCUCAAGAAGCAAAUCUGGACUCGGAAGAUCUACCUUUCUUGGACGCGGACGUGCUUGAGAGCGUACCUUCAGAAGACCUCCGCAACUGA
Aureobasidium pullulans EXF-150 is the source of this 1653-nucleotide messenger RNA. RefSeq names its product MFS general substrate transporter. Gene Ontology annotation, molecular function: transmembrane transporter activity. Gene Ontology annotation, biological process: transmembrane transport. The transcript has 6 exons. The coding region runs from base 1 to 1653 and encodes 550 amino acids. Lineage: Eukaryota; Fungi; Ascomycota; Dothideomycetes; Dothideales; Saccotheciaceae. The record is from RefSeq and is a predicted model, not a curated record.